AAUGACUUAAAAAAUGAGUUGCACAAGUGGGCCUUGGAAUCAAUCGCGGUGAUCGCGUUGGACGCGCGGCUCGGGUGCCUGGGCGAGGAACUUGGCGCCGACUCGGAGCCGCAGAAAAUGAUCGACGCCGUGCACGCGCUGCUCACCACGAUCAACCUCGAAAUCGGCUCCGAGGCCUUCCUUUGGCGAAUCUGCCCCACACCCUCGUGGAAAAAAUUCGUCAGAGUCAUGGACUUCAUCAUGCAGCAAAAUUCGCAAAAGCCAAGGUUGAAAAUGGAGAUCGGAAGUUGGAUUUGGAUUUUCGCCCUCUGCACUUUUUCCGCUUUUGCCCAGACUUGGGACGUGGAAACGAGGCAGGAAAUUAACUUGACUGACUGCUGGAAUUAUGGAAAAAAUCGAUCAAUUUUUGAGGCUCCAGGCGUUCAAAAUUUCAAUGACUGCGGCCGAUGGAACCAAAGUGGAAUCGCUCCGUGGAUUGUUUGGCUCAGCACGGGUGGUUUUUUGAAUUAUGGAGUUCUUGUAUCAGACGAAACAAUCAUCUCUUACGGUUUGCUCCCUUUAUACGACGCGCAUAAAGAAGGGAAAGAAAUUCAAAUUUAUGGAGGCAAAUGUGAAGACGAAAAUGAUAAACAAAAAUGCUUCCAGAAAAGAGGUUUAUUGCAGAAUAAAAAGGUUUUGAACGUAAAGAAGGUGGAAUUGAAGCACGGCAGAUUUUAUUACUAUAUGAUCUUAGUUUGGCAAAUUGAAAAAUUGGAUUUUACACCGAAUUUGCAGCCUGCCUGUUUGUGGAAUUGGGACAACACGAACGACGAACUCGAAAAUUUUUAUGGUUACGAUCAAUGGCAUGAUAAAAUGAGAAAAGUAGAUUUCCUACCGGAGCAAACGUGUUAUGGUGAGAAAAAGAUUGAAAAAUGGAUCUGCGACCUCUACGGGAAUACAAUCUGCACAUCAAGAGGCGACGAUUGGUCACGAUAUUUAUUUAUUGAGCGCGAAAAACGAUUUUAUCUACGCGCAUUGGUGGCCAUCCAUUCUGAGUCCACUUUAACAUGGUUCGAUUUGUUGCCGUUUUUGAAUGAAAUCACUUCAGCGUCCGUCGAUUUGGCUUCAAUGCCAAAAAUCCCCAAAGCAAAAUCCAAAAAAGAUUUUGGCCCAAACCAGAGUUUUGCAAACUGCGGACGACGAUCGGGCGAAAGGCGCAGAAAAAGAGAAGCCGGAAAGGCGCUUGCGUUGGUCACAAAUGGCAAGAACGCGGUCAGAGGUCAACACCCUUGGCACGCGAGUCUUUCCAGAAAAAUGCAAACAGGACGUAAUGCAGAUUCUUGCGGCGCGACCCUCAUUUCAAAAAAGGUCCUCGUCACAGCGGCGCAUUGUCUCUUUGACGACGAUGGAAGUUCUUUGAAUGCGAGACACGUGGACGUGGCCCUAGGAAUGCACAACCGAUCGAAUUUGCAAGAAAAUCGACAGAAGUUUACGGCUGCAAGUCUGGUGAUUCAUCCUGGCUACGACCACAGCAAGGUUGAUUUCAAGGAUGACAUUGCCCUGGUCAUCUUGGCAGAAGAGGUCAAUUUCAAUGAUUUUGUGCGGCCCAUUUGCCUCUGGAACGACGACUACGAUUUGAACAAAAUCGCCAACAAAUCCGUCACGGUGGUCGGCUGGGGCUUCACUGUGGACCAUGAACAGCCACAAAUUCUGCAAAAGGGGAUUCUGAAAAUCGUUUCGUACCAGGAUUGCUAUGAAAGCAACAAUAUGAAGAAAAAGUUUUUUUCCAAAUACAUGCGACCGACGGAGAACUUUUGCGCCGGAAUUCCUCAAACGCAGACAAGUGCUUGCAAAGGGGACAGUGGCGGAGGAUUGACUUUCUACGAUCGUGAUGACACCGAACGCCACUUUUUGCGCGGCGUAGUCAGCAUGGGUUCUGUCAAGAAAUUGCCCUACGGUUUCGUCACGUGCAACCCCAAGUUCUUCGCCCUCUACACCGACGUCACCAAUUACAUGGACUGGAUCGUCCAAAACGCCCCUGACAUUAAUAUUUAGAUUUUUUUUAAUACAAAUGACAUUUUUGCAGUUAGUAAUUUCAUUGCCGGGAAAUAUUUCUUUUUAAACGAAUUAUUAAAUUUUGGUCCAAAUUGAGUUAAAAAAAUGAAAAAAAUCACCCCAAAUGUUUGAUGCGAACAUACUAUGUAAAAGGAUUUUCAUUAAUCAUCAUUAAAUUACUGUAUUUUUUGUAAAUCAAUCAUCAGUGUAUACUGAGAAAUUUCCUUGUUUUCUUUUUCUAGCUGUAAGAAAUUCAUUAAUAAAAAUUAAGAAAAAUCUACUUCCAGAAUAACAUUCUUUGCAAAAUUGUGAGAAAUAAUUACAUGAAAUAUUUUCAGUUGCGGUUCUGGCGAGAUCAAGCUGUUGUUGGGGUGGAGAGCACGCCAUUUUUAAAGGUUAAAAACUGUAUAUAAUUGUUAAAUUAUUAGAGACGAAUGCUUGCAUUGGGGACAGCGGCGGAGGAUUGACUUUCUACGACCGUGAUGACACCGAACGCCACUUUUUGCGCGGCGUCGUCAGUGCCAGUCCAGGAAAGAGGAUAACUCCGAAUUUCCGAUCGUGCGACCCCGCCCACUACGCCCUCUACACCGACGUCACCAAUUACAUGGAUUGGAUCGUC
Neocloeon triangulifer is the source of this 2653-nucleotide messenger RNA. RefSeq lists its product as uncharacterized. The record is from RefSeq and is a predicted model, not a curated record. Gene Ontology annotation, biological process: proteolysis. Lineage: Eukaryota; Metazoa; Arthropoda; Insecta; Ephemeroptera; Baetidae. The transcript has 14 exons. Bases 118 to 2034 code for a protein of 638 amino acids. Gene Ontology annotation, molecular function: serine-type endopeptidase activity.